GGUCUCACUCUGGACGACUCCCAAACCUCUUGAAGGUGUACAUAAAUCAAACACAAUUCACAACUCGCCUUCCGUAGCUCUCAAGUCUCGCACUCGCUCUCGCACGCCACUUCUUCUUGUUAUUCCUUCUCACUCAUCUCUCUCUCUCUCUCUCUCUCUCUCUCUCUCUCUCUCUCUUUCUUCGGGCGAAAUUCUCAGCCAUGACUGACCCUGCAAAAGCUCAAGACGGGGAUCCCUUCCUCCUUAAUUACGACGCGGCUGAAGUCCGGAUCGCCGCCGAGUUUUUGUCCAAUUGGCUGCCUUUUCUAUCCCGGGGCCUCUGCAAAUCAUGCACCCAGACUCUCUCCGAUGGCAUCCGAUCCCUCCACACAGCACCACUUGCAAGCCCAACUGUGAAAAAGUCUUGGGCUGAUAUGGCUCUGGAGGAUGAUCUUGCAGCAGAAGAGAAUGAAGUGGGUAGUUUUAUCAACAUGAAUGAUUCUUCUGUGGAGCGAACAUCAGUUGAUGAACUUAAGCCGAAAGUGGCUUUGUCGAGAGACCAGAGAGAGUAUAUUCGAUUUAGUAGUGUUCAGAGGAAGAAGGAUUUCAUAUGUUUGGAAAGAGUUAAUGGAAAAUUUGUCAACAUACUGGAUGGGCUGGAGUUACAUAAAGGUGUCUUCAGUGCUGCAGAACAGAAGAGGAUUGUUAGUUAUGUCGAACAGCUCGAGGAGAUGGGAAGGAAUGGACAGCUGAAAGAGCGUACUUUCUCUGCACCUCAAAAAUGGAUGAGAGGAAAGGGACGUGUAACUCUGCAAUUUGGUUGCUGUUACAAUUAUGCCGUAGAUAAAAAUGGUAAUCCACCAGGCAUCCUCAAGAAUGAAACUGUUGAUCCUUUGCCUCAUCUGUUCAAGGUUAUGAUCAAAAGGCUUGUCAGGUGGCAUGUUCUGCCGCCAUCUUGUGUCCCUGACAGCUGUAUUGUGAACAUCUAUGAAGAGGGGGACUGUAUACCACCUCACAUCGAUAAUCAUGAUUUCGUUAGACCAUUUUCUACUGUUUCAUUUCUAAGUGAGUGCGAGAUUCUUUUCGGUUCAAACUUGAAAAUAGUAGGUGCUGGUGAGUUUGCUGGUUCUUAUGCAAUUCCCCUGCCUGUCGGAUCCGUUCUUGUUAUAAAUGGAAAUGGAGCUGAUGUGGCUAAACACUGCGUGCCAGCAGUCCCUGCGAAAAGGAUAUCAAUAACCUUUAGGAGAAUGGACGAAUCCAAACGACCAUCUGGAUAUGCCCCUGAACCUGAUCUGGAAGGGCUGCAGCCAUUGUUGGUUGAAGCGGACAGAUCGAGGAAGUAUUAUGCUUCAAGACCAAGACGUUCUUCAGGAAAGCCAGCUGUUGGAAGAGGGGAUAGGAUGGACCAUGGGAGAAGAUUGAUCGUAGAUAAUACAGAUGCCCGUUAUUCAGGCCGAAUCCGACAAGGUCAUGGAAAUCGGAGAAGGUUCCGUGCUAACUCAGAAAAUUGAUGUCAUAGAGAGAUGAGAUGGCUGUUACAUGUGUGGACUCCUGCCAAUUGUAGUGAAGAGUUGCUGUUCGGUGCAGAAUUGUGCUGAACCUAACUGGUUUUUCUCACCAGGUAUUAUCUAUCUUAUCAGUGCAGGAGUCGUCAAUCUGGAUAAUGCAGUAUGUGUGCUUGCGUAUGGGUAUAGCAACUGUUCUUUUGAUCCAUGUUUGUACUUUAAAAUUCCAAGUUGGUUUGAGGUUGGAAAACAUCGGGGUGGAGCUCAUGGGAAAGUGGUGUUUUUUGGUGCGGUUGCCAUGCUUCCAUGUCAAACAGACAGUUAAAUUAUUUCAUGUCCAUGGAACAGAUAAAGCCUUCGUCUGAUAUGACGUUCCAAGUUUUGGCAGCAGGCGCAAAUGAAUUGUUGAAUCUGAACCAAUCAAGCUUCAUAUUGAUGCUCAUUCUAAGCUCGCGGAAAAAGAUUACACCAAACCAGACUGGAUUAAGUUUGAGUUGGGUUUAGAAUUCUGAUGAGUCAAAAGAAAAAAAAAAGGUCCAAUUAUUCUUUUUUGGUUGGGUGUAGUCACAAAUUGUUCUCACUAUUCUUCAGUGAGGACUGACUUUUGUAUCAUGUUUCAGUUCAUGUGUUUCUGGCUUUCUGCUGGUAGUUUGAGAUAAAUUUGUGUCCCCGUAGAUGUGUUCAAGUUCAUAUCAAAUGAUGCAACUAUGGAAGUAAAAAAAUCUGCUACAUAAUUUCAGUUUUGUGAAGCAGUGGUGGAUCAUAUCGAUGCAAGAGUUAUUUUA
This is a messenger RNA of Sesamum indicum (sesame), 2269 nucleotides long. The record is from RefSeq and is a predicted model, not a curated record. NCBI's taxonomy places the organism in Eukaryota, Viridiplantae, Streptophyta, Magnoliopsida, Lamiales, Pedaliaceae.